This is a messenger RNA of Alternaria ethzedia, 1173 nucleotides long. RefSeq lists its product as uncharacterized. NCBI's taxonomy places the organism in Eukaryota, Fungi, Ascomycota, Dothideomycetes, Pleosporales, Pleosporaceae. Bases 1 to 1173 code for a protein of 390 amino acids. The record is from RefSeq and is a predicted model, not a curated record. The transcript has 3 exons.
AUGAAGCUCCACAUCCUCACCCUCGCAGUGCUCGCGACACUGGCCUCGACACACGUCCUCCCUCCCAGAGAUACCUCACUCACGAACCUCACCUACGGUGUCAACCUCAAAGAUACACCCGAAGACCAUGCCGCAGCGACAUUCGAUCCCUCCACCGUCCACACCACCGCCGACCCCCCACCCCCCAACGCCAAAUACGACAAAGCCGUCUCCACCGGCCAAACCCUCGACUCCGCCAUGAAAUCCAAAGACAACAUCGCGCGCUGGCUCUUCAAAGACUUCCCGCAAUACGCUGAAACCUGUCAAUCCCCGUUCACCGGCGACGGGCGUGCCGACCUCGCGAAAUGGGGUUUCGACGACAGUGACGCACUGAGCGAGAAGAUAAAGAACGAAUGCGACUUCGAUGCGUAUCAUAAGAUUAAAGCCGCGUUCGAUGAGAUUGGUCUUGAUACGAAGGCGGCGAAGGAUGGGGGGCCGAAUCGGUGUUUCAAGGUUAAUCAUCGGGAUGGGCCGGCGAUUAAGAGGGAUGAGAAGGGGGAGUUGCCGAAUGAGGCGAAGCAGUAUUAUGAUGCCACAGGCGCAUCCUACGAAUUCGCCGCCAACCCCUCCGGCCUCCUCGCCCUCAUGAACAUCAUGUCCAUGACCUACUCCGCAAAAACAUACACCUGGUUCCGCACGCCCCUGCCCAGCGAACUCCCCGACAUAGGCACCACGCAGGAUAUCGGGUGGGCCAUGUGGAACCGCGUCGGCGCGACUAGUCCCGCUGGAUUGAAGGGAUUGAAGUAUCUGCUUGUGACGCAGGUGAUGAAUGCGGGGAGUAGAGAGAUAUUUCGGCAUGCGCUGGGCUUGUUGGAGCCGCCGGAGAGUUCGCCGGUGGGUCGAUGGGCGGGCUAUCUCUUGCUCCAGCACAAGGACCAGCUCGGUGGGAAUCGGUACAUCGAGAAGGUGAGGCUGUUCAAACCGCCCGGGGCGAGCUUGCCAUACCUUCUCUUCUACGUCGCGAAGGAUCCGUGGGUCGGCGAAGUCAAACCGGUGGCUGCGAAGAUGGUGAGCGGGAUGAACGUCACGAAUGCGUUGGAGAUGGAUGAUGGGAUGACUGCGACGGAUGUGUCGGUGAAGAGAGGGGAUGAAAAGAACCUCAUCAGACAGCAUGUCGUCGUUGUACGAACAUAG